UUGAUGAAACGUAGCUCCACCCCGGUUAGUUACGUAACGCAGGAGGUUGCUGUGGUAGCAGUGAGCGCCAUGUUAGAACAGACUGGAAGUGGUUAGGCGGGAGCUUCCGGUUAGGGUAGCUCAUUGUUGUUCGUCGAAACCGGUUACUAGCAGAGGGGAUACUCCUCUUCUGCCGCCUUCCUUCGGAGUAUCAUGCCCUGCUGCUGCGGGCUGGGAGGGUGACAAUGCCGUUUCCUCUUGCAAACCAGGGAUCACAGCAGUCACAGAAAACUUAUGGCAUUACUUCACCUAUUAGUUUAGCCACACCGAAAGAUACUGAUUGUACCCUCACGCAAAAACUAAUCGAAACUUUAAAACCUUUUGGAGUUUUCGAAGAAGAAGAAGAGUUACAACAUAGAAUUUUAAUUUUGGGGAAAUUAAACAACUUAGUAAAGGAAUGGAUUCGGGAAAUCAGUGAGCUCAAGAAUCUUCCACAGUCUGUAAUAGAAAAUGUAGGUGGAAAGAUUUUUACCUUCGGAUCGUACAGAUUAGGUGUUCAUACUAAAGGUGCUGAUAUUGAUGCUCUCUGUGUUGCACCAAGGCAUGUUGAUAGAAGUGACUUUUUUUCCUCUUUUUAUGAAAAGUUGAAGCAGCAGGAAGAAGUCAAAGAUUUGAGAUCUGUUGAAGAAGCAUUUGUACCAGUCAUUAAAUUGUGCUUUGACGGGAUAGAGAUUGAUAUCCUGUUUGCAAGACUUGCACUGCAGACAAUACCUGAGGAUUUAGACCUCCGAGAUGACAGCCUGCUGAAAAAUUUAGACAUACGAUGUAUACGUAGUCUAAAUGGUUGUAGAGUGACUGAUGAAAUUCUUCAUUUAGUACCAAACAUAGACAACUUCAGGUUAACUCUCAGAGCAAUCAAAUUAUGGGCCAAACGUCACAACAUCUACUCAAACAUACUUGGUUUUCUUGGCGGUGUUUCAUGGGCUAUGUUGGUAGCAAGAACGUGCCAGCUGUAUCCAAAUGCAAUUGCAUCAACUCUUGUUCAUAAAUUUUUCCUAGUGUUUUCUAAAUGGGAAUGGCCUAAUCCUGUACUACUUAAGCAACCAGAAGAGUGCAAUCUGAAUUUGCCUGUCUGGGAUCCUAGGGUGAAUCCCAGUGAUCGAUAUCACCUUAUGCCUAUUAUCACACCAGCCUACCCUCAGCAAAAUUCUACCUACAAUGUGUCUGUAUCAACUCGCGCAGUUAUGGUUGAAGAGUUCAAACAAGGCCUGGCCAUUACAGAUGAAAUCUUGCUUGGUAAAGCAGAGUGGUCCAAACUUUUUGAUGCUCCCAACUUCUUUCAGAAGUACAAGCAUUAUAUUCUACUUCUUGCAAGUGCACCAACAGAAAAGCAGCGGCUAGAAUGGGUAGGCUUGGUAGAAUCAAAAAUUCGUAUUCUUGUUGGAAGUUUAGAGAAGAAUGAAUUCAUUACACUGGCUCAUGUUAACCCUCAGUCAUUUCCGGCACCUUCCGAGAACACGGAAAAGGAAGAAUUCCGUACAAUGUGGGUCAUAGGGCUGGUGUUUAAGAAAAUGGAAAAUUCAGAAAACUUGAGUGUUGACCUAACUUAUGACAUUCAGUCUUUCACUGACACAGUGUACCGGCAGGCCAUUAACAGCAAAAUGUUUGAAAAUGAAAUGAAAAUUGCUGCAAUGCAUGUCAAGAGGAAGCAACUUCAUCAACUGCUUCCAAGUCAUGUGCUCCCCAAAAAAAAAAAGCAUUCGGUUGAAGGUGUUAAACUGGUAUCUUUGAAUGACAGCAGCAUUGAUUUAUCAGUGGACAGUGAUAACAGCAUGUCUGUGCCUUCUCCUACCAAUGCCACAAGAACAAGUCCGCUAAAUUGUUCUGGAUUAAUUCAAGGAAACAGCCCAGCAACACCAGUAUCCUUUUCUGUGACCAACACCCAGGCUGCUGAUGUAAUGGCGCCACAGAAUAAUUCCACUGAAAAUUUAGGGGGUAGUUUAAAUGAAAGCAUUCCUGAAACUGCCACACCCCCAGCAUUUUCUUCUACUCCAAGAACUUUAGUGACCCGAGUUGUUUCUUCUAUGCGUUUGGUGAACCAAGUGCAAAAGCCUGUCGCAAAUACAGUGACAAAAUUGCCUAGUCCAGUAGCAGGUGUGAAAAGGACAUCAUCUCCUUCAAAUGAAGAGAGCCCUAAAAAAACCAAAACAGAGGAGGAUGAAAAUGAUAGCAGUAAUUCCACAGAGGUAGAUGAACAGAAUAAAUUAGAAACUGAAGAACUAAAGGAAGUACUAAGUGAAGCAAAAUCCUCUUCUCCUGUUCCAGGUGAACUGCCAUCCUCUCAGCGAUCAUCAAGUACAGAUCUGUCUGAUAUUUCUGUGCUCCCUGCUACUCCUAUUCCUGUUAUCAAGAAUUCAAUAAAGUUAAGACUGAAUCGAUAAACUCAGUCACCUCAGGGUCCAUAAACAAUGUCCACCAGUUCAGCUAUUUUUCUGCUGCAAGGUCUAAGAAUGGCGGGAUGUAGCAGGACACGCCACUGAAAGUUUAGGCUUAUAUUAUGAAGGUGUCCUGGGCUACAUGCAGCCUUUCUGGAAGUCCAGGUUAGUAUGAUGAGAAUAAAUGCUUAGUGCUAUUAAUGUGUUGGCAGCAAAGACAGUUUGAUUAAACUAAAAGAGACUCUGUUCCCUUUAAAGAAGAGAUGACAAAUAUAACUGCAUUUCUGUUUGUGUUAAACAUUCUGACUGAAAUAAUGGUUUAUGUACAUUUGCAAAAUACAACUGGCCUAAAAUCUUUCAGCUGAUGCACUUUUAUGUUUUAUUUUAACAGUAGUUAGGAACUUUUUAGAUUCCUUUUAUUUUAAUUUCUGACUUAAUUCAUUUCUGGAGGUCUGCAUGAUGGAUCACAACACUGGAAGAAUAUUUUCAAGAGUUGAAGCUGUGUCUUAAUGUCACAAAGAGAUCGUUAUUUUAGAUCUAUCAAAAUAAUUAUUGGGGGUUCUCUUUACAUCUAGGUUUUUAAAGGGUUAUGUUUUGGUUAUACAUUGUGAUGGAUGGGUUUUUUUUCUUUUUACAAUGUUUUCAUUAUUCCAACUCAUUUACAAAAGCAGUGUCCUGCAAAUGCACAUUUCCUUAUAGAUUUAUAGUUCUCUUCGGGAGCAAAACGCAUCAAUAUAAGCUGUUGUAUUCUGAUCAACAAGACUGUCCCUUUUUGUUAACAGUUAUGCUGUAGAGUAUAAAGGCCUUUAUCAUCACAUUAAUAAGAUGGCAGACUAGUCAUAUAUAUAUAUAUGUGUAAAGCUAUAACCAUGUAUUUUACAUGGUAUUUAUAUCUGGAGAAAAAUCUUGCAAUUAAUUACAGUUUUUAUUUAAGAUUGUUUUAGAAUGCUAGGUAAGUGCUGGUGAAUGUGCAUUUUGCACAAUAACAACAUGAAUAGCCCCUCAGCUGUAGCAUUAACCCACUUCACUCUUCCGUCUUCUGGUUUACCCGAACUGCUCAAAAAUUUGGCUUUAGCAAGGUAAAAGGGGUACCAGUGUCUGUAGCAAUGUUAGGAGAGGGAAAGAAGGGGGGAUACUUGGGAAGCUGACAAUGAACUUUAGCCAAUUCUUAAAUAACCUGUUAUUACUCCCCUUUUCAGUUUCAUCGCAUUUCACAUCAUCUCAUGUGUACAGUUUCAGUGUUGAAGUUUAAAUCAACUAUUUGAAAAUGUCCCAAUGUAUAUUUCUAGAACUAGUGUGUUUUAUGGACUUACACUCCUCCACUGAUACUACACAGAAGGAACAAUGCAAGUCACAAGUGUAUUUUGUGUAGUAAUGCAAUUUAGGGCCAUGAUGUAAGACACAGAAUGAGUAUAGUCCUCUGUUUACACACACAGGUAUUUGUAGAUGCCCCAACACCCCUUUCUUACUUAAAUUUGUUCCAUAUUAGUUAAGCUAGAUUCUUUGACACAUUUGGCUUUUUUUCCCCUGUUUCUUUCCAUGUGGUGACUUUUUAUCUGUAGUUUUCAUUAUCCAGGGAUCAGACUGUUGCUUUCGCAUGAUGUACGUAUUGUCUCAUGACUGGAGUUUGCUUUGUUUUAUAGUACCUGUACUCCUUGUAUUUUUCAAGAUCUAUUUUGUAAACAGAUGUAUUUCUCCAUUGGAAAAAAAAAAUAAUAAAAACCAGCACAAUUCCAUGGUGCAACUCUUUA
Messenger RNA from Xenopus tropicalis (tropical clawed frog), 4165 nucleotides. RefSeq names its product poly(A) polymerase alpha (gene papola). Lineage: Eukaryota; Metazoa; Chordata; Amphibia; Anura; Pipidae. Gene Ontology annotation, cellular component: nucleus. The transcript is spliced from 22 exons. Gene Ontology annotation, biological process: RNA 3'-end processing. Gene Ontology annotation, molecular function: poly(A) RNA polymerase activity; nucleotidyltransferase activity; RNA binding. Bases 225 to 2420 code for a protein of 731 amino acids. The record is from RefSeq and is a predicted model, not a curated record.